This is a messenger RNA of Vitrella brassicaformis, 1851 nucleotides long. NCBI's taxonomy places the organism in Eukaryota, Vitrellaceae. The record is from the annotation of a GenBank genome assembly.
GCAGGAAUGUGUCCAUGGCGUGCAUCAGUAAUUUAUACAGGCAGUGUGUAUACUCACAAUUCUCACACGUACACCACAUCGACUGGCAGAAACAGAAACAGAAACGGAAACGGAAACAUCUACACGUGCCACCCAUGUGAUUGAUAUGCAUCCUUCGACCAAUCGAGUUAACGUGACUGACAUAUAAGGACAUGAGCACCGCUCAGCUAGCUGACGCCACCGCCCCGCCCCGCCCCGCACAUCCCUUCUUGCUCUCCUGCUUCCCCUCCUUGCCCUGCUCCAGCACAACAGUCGUCGGCCUCCUCACCUUCUUGUGCCGGACCUUCACCACCUUCACUGAUGCCGUCUGUCUUCCUUUGUGGCACCCCCUUGCUGCACGCUACCGCCCAGUCACGACACUCCAGCCACUUGAGCAGUAUCUCCAGCACUUAACACACUCACUCACACAGAAACAAAGACAGGCGGUGUGUAGUGCGGUGUGGUGUGGUGCGGUGUGGUGUGUGUGUGCGUACCUACCGUGGUUGGCGGCGAGCACUUUCGAUGAGGUCAUUCUGAUGUUGCUGUCGAGGGGCAGGCGAGCGGCGGCGAUGCCCUGCUCAGUGGCCUUGUUGAGGGUGAGGUUCUUGUACCGAUUGCGGUCAACUAUGCCGCCUAUUAUGUACGCCUUGCUGCACCGGGGGAUGCACCAGCCAGACAGAGGGAGAAUUGGGGGAUAAGGUGCCAACGCGUGAAUGCACUGCCUCAUGGAUCAGAUCGUCAGUCACCUGUUGUCGAGCUCGUCGAUCACCAUUGGGCUGUCGGCCGUCAGAUACACCAGCCUGACACACACAGACCGAACGCCCACACUGUCGUGUGUCUGUCGUGUGUGUGUGUGUGUGUGUGUGUCUGUCGUGUGUGUGGAUUGCUCGUCGCACACCUUUCCUUCUCGAUGUGCUCGAUGUACGGCUUGCUGAUGGUCUCCACCUGCAGGCAGGCAGGCACGGACAGACAGACUGGCAUGGCCAAGGAUGGCACGAAGUCAUCUAGGUGUGUGUCAAACAGCUAGCUCACCGCGGGCCAUGUGGCGAAUCCACUGAUCUUGUUGAAGUGCGUGGUGUAGCGGCUGCCUUCCCUGAUGCCGCUGAUGAGGAUGCGCACAGGCUGCUGGGCUCGACGAUUCGCGCCGUAUGAGAAGAAGAUCUGCUGGGCCAAACUGGACACCUCCUGUGGACACACACACACGCACACACACAUGAUCCGUUUCGUUACACACGUGCAUAUGCCACACGGUACGGUGGCUGUGUCUGUCUGCUCACUCACCCUGUCAGUUUGCAGGUGCUCGAAUUCGCAAUCGAUGACCACAGUGGGCGCAUCGGCGCACUUUGCCACAAACUCUGAGCGAAAAGAGAGAGGCCACCCACCAGCGCGUCCUUUGUGGUCCCGUGUGUUCGUGUGUCAUCACAGAAGUGAAGUGUCCACGUCCGUACGGCAGGUACCUUCGUUCAUGCGCCGCUUCCUCUCUGACGGCUCACGACUGGCAGAAGAGUUUUCCUGUGGCGCAAUGCUCGGCUGUGGCUCCCCAUCAUCGACAGCUGCGGCAGCCCCAUCAUCGACAGUCUGCGGCUGUUUGUUCUUCCGCCUCUUGGCCUUCCUAUCGAUUUUCCUUUGGGUUUUCCUCUGCAGAUAGCGCUCGUGUUUUCGCUUCUUCUUCUGCUGACUCUUGCUCAGAACAGGCCCUCCUGACGCACCGGAUGCAUCGUACGCUGAACCAAGCUGGUCACCUUCAGGCUGACAACCAUCGCCCUGGGCCUCCUCUGAUCCAAAAUCUGCGUCUUCGCCAGCCUCAAUAUGCGCCAUUUUGAUGAGUCGUGC